UUUUCAUUGUUCGUUCCAGUCUGACGUGUUUUUUUUUCAAGUCGAAAGGCGCUCUGCGGCAUUGCGCGAACUAUUGACCAAGUGACUAAGCUAAGUUGCAUCCGACGAGCCGGUGUGACUAACCGUAGCCCACAUAGAUAAGAGUCGCGUUGGCGCCUGAGAAAAAUCCAACUCUUGCUUAUAAAGAAGUGAUCCAAGAAAACCGGACUGCAUUUUCCGACCGAGAUCUAUAAGGAAUCGCCCUGCAGAAAAUCUCCUCGUUAUUGUUGUGAUCUGCUCGAAGAGAGAUAGUGAUGCGAUAAGAGCCAAGCGAUCGGGCGCGCAAAUCAAGUCUUCAAACACGCGGACCCAAUUCUGUUGUCGGCGUCCGCAAAUUUUCGGGUCGAUUGUAAAUCUUGUGUGACGUGGUUAUCUCCCAAUUCUGAGUUUUCCCCUUUCUGAGGGUUCAAUAUUUGUUCGGGUAAUUAUCAGCUUCUGUGCGGGUCGUUAGAACAGCACUAAUCUAACACAUUCUGGUUGGAACGUAAACCCGGUUGGCUGUUGUUGUCAGGACGUUCAAGUUCCUGUUUUAGAGAGAACGGGAUGGCCAGCGAAGUGAUGAGGAUAGAUCUGGCGAUUGACGAAACGGAUGUGAUUCGGGGAGCUGAAGAGGUGCUAAAGGUUAUCAGACCCCAUUGGCGCAGUGACAGCGUGCGGUUCAAGCUUUUUACCGAUGGAAUCACCAACAAGCUGGUCGGAUGUUUCAAUCAAAACAAUAACACCAACGAUGACGACGACGUUGACACCGUCGACAACGACACCAACGAUGUCGUGCUGAUACGGGUCUACGGGAACAAAACAGAUCUGCUGAUAGACCGGAAGAAGGAAACCGAGAACAUUCGGCUGCUGCACCGGUACGGUUAUGCGCCCACUCUCUACGCCACGUUCCGCAAUGGGCUGGCGUACGAGUUCGUGCCGGGCGUGACGCUCACUCCGGAGAGCUGUCGAGAGGAACGGGUGUGGCGGCUGGUCGCCAAGCGCAUGGCCCAGAUGCACAAAGUGCGCGACGGCUCCGUGGGCGACUGCAGCAAACCGAUGCUGCCGGACAAGCUGGAACAGUUCGUCAAGCUGGUGCCGGCGGUUUUUGGCGACCCGGUGAAACAUGCCAGAAUAUCGCAAAUCUUCCCCAACACGGACGAGUUGAGACGUGACUUUGACGAUCUAUACGAGCGGUUAAAACGGCUGAACAGUCCUACCGUAUUCUGCCAUAACGAUCUGCUGCUAGGAAACGUGAUUUACAAUGCCGAUCGGGAUGAAGUCACGUUCAUCGAUUAUGAAUAUGCCGCAUACAAUCACCAGGCGUUCGACAUCGGAAACCACUUUACGGAGUUUGCGGGAAUCGACCAAAUGGACUACGACCGGUACCCGUCGAAGGACUUCCAGCUGCAAUGGUUGCGAGUGUAUCUGACGGAAUUCAACGGUACGGAGUGCACUGAUAGUGACGUAUUGCGGUUGUACGUACAGGUGAAUCAGUUUGCAUUGGCGUCGCAUUUUCUCUGGACGGUGUGGGCGCUCAUCCAAGCGGAACAUUCAACCAUCGAUUUCGAUUUCAUACAAUUUGGCGAGACCCGCUAUCGUGAAUAUCUUCGACGGCGCGAUGAGUUCCUGUCGCUCACAUAUCAAAAUUAAUCCCAGAGGACUCAAUCGAAUGACGGCAAAUGACUAACCGGUCAUUGGAGAAUCGGAACUGAAAGUUCGAAAAGCAAUUAAAAAUAACUAUAUGUUGGCUCAGCUCAGCGUUAUUAGUUUAGUUAAAAAUCUCGACCCGCACUGCGAUAUUCAUUCCAAUUAUGCUUUUACAAAUGGAUAGUAAUUCAUCACAAUUAAUGUAUUGACGAAGCAGCAGUGCUUAACCGAAUCCAGGCCAAAGUAAUGUUUGUGUAGUUGCGUUUACUGUUUUUAUUUGUAGAACAAACUGACUCGAAAAUGUACAACAUUCGUUUUCUUAGGGUUAUGAUAUUCAAAUAAAAUUGAUUAAAUUUUCCAAACAGAA
Armigeres subalbatus is the source of this 2032-nucleotide messenger RNA. RefSeq names its product ethanolamine kinase (gene eas). Gene Ontology annotation, cellular component: cytoplasm. Bases 583 to 1668 code for a protein of 361 amino acids. The record is from RefSeq and is a predicted model, not a curated record. Gene Ontology annotation, biological process: phosphatidylethanolamine biosynthetic process. The transcript is spliced from 5 exons. NCBI's taxonomy places the organism in Eukaryota, Metazoa, Arthropoda, Insecta, Diptera, Culicidae. Gene Ontology annotation, molecular function: ethanolamine kinase activity.